Messenger RNA from Electrophorus electricus (electric eel), 2139 nucleotides. RefSeq names its product transcription factor EB (gene tfeb). Gene Ontology annotation, biological process: humoral immune response; positive regulation of DNA-templated transcription; regulation of transcription by RNA polymerase II. Lineage: Eukaryota; Metazoa; Chordata; Actinopteri; Gymnotiformes; Gymnotidae. Gene Ontology annotation, cellular component: nucleus. Gene Ontology annotation, molecular function: RNA polymerase II cis-regulatory region sequence-specific DNA binding; protein dimerization activity; DNA-binding transcription factor activity, RNA polymerase II-specific. The record is from RefSeq and is a predicted model, not a curated record.
UGGUAGCUGGAGCUGUCACAAGCGCGCGCAGGUGCCCGGGUUGCACGGGCGCAGUUCACCUCACAGAGAGCAGAAAGUCGACGAAUAGCGGGUCGGGCUGUAAAUGACUGAGAAGCGGAGGGGAGGAAUGUUCUGCACACUCUCACUUCCAGAAGGAAGCGAUACUAGUGCGGCGCUGUUGCUGCGCGUUUCUGAGAGCCGCUACUAACUGCGUACUGUCUGACCUUCAGCGGGUGAGUGAUGACCUAAGUCCUCGCAGUCCGUCUGAGUCAAGCAUCACGAAAGCACUUUUCCUGUCCCCCUCCACCUCUCGGGCUGGACUGUGCAGCAGCUGCCCGGCCCCCGCGCCCCCCGGCCAUGGCGUCCCGAAUUGGCCUGCGCCAGCAGCUCAUGCGGGACCAGAUGCAACAGGAAGAGCAGCGUGAGCGUCAGCAGGUGGCAGCAGCGCUACACUACAUGCAGCAGAGGACGCCCGGACCGCCGGUGGCCUCGCCUGCUAUCAGCGCCCCCAUGCCCUACCAGACGCCCAUGCAGGUGCCCGUGGAGGUGCUGAAGGUGCAGACUAACCUGGAGAACCCCACCGACUACCACAUACGCCAGUCGCAGCGGCAGCAGGUGAAGGAGUACCUGUCUACCACCUUCGCAACCAAGCAGGCAGUGCACGCUGUCGUCCAGCCGUCAUCCCCCAGCAUGCCCCAGGGCCAGCCCGCCAGCCUGCCACCCCUGCCCUCGCCUCGCACGCGCCCUGAGCAGCUCAUCACCUCGGCGGGGAACAGCGCCCCCAACAGUCCCAUGGCCACACUCAACAUCAGCUGCAACCACGAGAAAGAGAUGGAAGACGUUAUUGAUGACAUCAUCAGUAUGCAGUCCAGCUAUGAUGACAUACAGACUUAUGUCGACCCUGUGGUACAAAUGCCAAACACACUUCCUCUUUCCAGUGGCCACAUGGACGUGUAUUCGGGGCCGGGCAUGGCUGGACCUGCCAUCCCCAUGACGAGCAACUCCUGCCCUGCCAACCUGGCCAUCAAGAGAGAGCUGUCAGAUGCAGAGGCCAGAGCUUUGGCCAAGGAGAGGCAGAAGAAAGACAACCACAACCUGAUUGAACGGAGGAGGAGGUUUAAUAUCAAUGACCGCAUCAAGGAGCUCGGUACCAUGAUCCCCAAAACCAACGACCUGGACGUGCGCUGGAAUAAGGGCACCAUCCUCAGGGCCUCGGUGGAAUACAUUAAACGCAUGCAGAAGGACAUCCAGAGGACCAGGGAGGUGGAGACCAACUUCAAGAGGAUGGAGAUGGCCAACAAACAACUGUGGCUCCGCAUUCAGGAGCUGGAGAUGCAGGCUCAGCUGCACGGCCUCCCCAGCAACUCCCCCUCGGGCCUCAACAACAUGGAUCUGCCAAACCCGUUUGUGAAGCAGGAAAGCAGCCCCGAGGAGAACCGCCUCGGUCCCCACCUCCCCGUGCACCACCACCUAAACCAGCAGCAGCAGCAGCAGCAGCAGCAGCAGCAGCAGGCGCCGCACCGAGGCCUGCCCCUCCUGCCCCAGCACAUGCAUCCCCAUCCUGCGCCGCAGUACCCGCCCAUGGGUGGCCCCCAGCCCUUUGACUUUACCCAGUCGCUGGACCUGUGCGACGGCGGCCCCGCCUACUCCGACGGGAUGGGGUGUCUGGCAGACCUGGGUUCCCUGGGCGGGGGCGGCGGGUGCAACAUGACCCAUGUGGGGAAGAAGGACGACAUGGGCUUCAUGCUGGUGGACGAUGCCCUGUCUCCACUCGGGUGCGAUCCCCUGCUCUCUGCCAUGUCCCCCGAGGCGUCUGUGGACAGCAGCCGGCGAAGCAGCUUCAGCAUAGAUGACACGGAUAUACUGUGACCUGGAAACGGCGCGCACACACACACACACACACACACACACACAGGAUCCUUCUAUGUACAUGCAUGUACACAACACAAAUCAGGCCAAACAUACACUCUGUGUCUGCUUUGUGAUCUCUAGUCAUACAUCUGAUUAAUUUGCAUGCACGCCCACUGACUGAAGGGCCAAAGGAAAAGGGCUAUAUCUUCAAACUCUGCACUCCCUCAUGUUGGUUUGGACCUGAUCACAUUAAUUUCAUAUCAUAUCAUAUCAUUUUUUAUAUAUAUA